Daldinia decipiens is the source of this 742-nucleotide messenger RNA. RefSeq lists its product as uncharacterized. Bases 71 to 631 code for a protein of 186 amino acids. The transcript has a single exon. Lineage: Eukaryota; Fungi; Ascomycota; Sordariomycetes; Xylariales; Hypoxylaceae. The record is from RefSeq and is a predicted model, not a curated record.
GUGAUCUCUGGCACUUCUCUUCAAGAAAGCAGCAGGCUAUCGAUUAAUAUACUAUUUGAAACAAAGCAAAAUGAUGGACUUGGAUGAGAAAUACCAUUGCAGCCUCCAGGAUAACGCAAUUAAGGUGAAAUUUGUGCCUCACGCCGACAGUCCGUUCCAUCCCCAAUGCCUUCGCAUCACGUUCCAUCGGACCAUUCGCGUUCCCGAAAAUCAUAAGUCAGUUAAACUACCACCUGAUCUAGGCACUUUUUCUCUAUUUGGAAUCCGUGAUCAUGCCCAUAAGCUUCCCCCAAGCAUGGUAGCUAAGGGCGGGUUGUUUCUGUCCAUGUACCAAAGAGAAGCCAUGUGGGUUGAUUUCAACGCGGAUUGGCCUUUCAUGAUAAAAAUCUACGCUGAUGGCGUGAAUGUCGUUUCCGGUGAACAUGCCGCUGAUGAUAAUGGGACUAAAGAUCGUCGUCGAUUGGCAUCCAGGGGCAAGAUUCAAGACUACGUUGUAGCCCCUCCACAGAUUUGGCUCGACGGUAUUGCCACGUCUCCCGGUGUUGUAAGACAGUUGAUCGCCAUGCCAACGGGACAAGGCUACAGUGUCGAGUCACAGUUUACUGGGGAAGAUACCAUCGGCGGCCUAUAAUUUGAGAUCACGCCAUCGGCUUCCGGAAACUUCAUAAAGUUAGGCAGAUCGUUUCUGAUCAUGUGUUCGUCCCCAGUUACGGUCAGUGCUAUUAAGAAUGCGAUAUAUAAU